Columba livia (rock pigeon) is the source of this 5178-nucleotide messenger RNA. RefSeq names its product pleckstrin and Sec7 domain containing (gene PSD). Gene Ontology annotation, molecular function: guanyl-nucleotide exchange factor activity; protein binding; phospholipid binding. Lineage: Eukaryota; Metazoa; Chordata; Aves; Columbiformes; Columbidae. The transcript is spliced from 17 exons. Bases 272 to 3577 code for a protein of 1101 amino acids. Gene Ontology annotation, biological process: regulation of ARF protein signal transduction. The record is from RefSeq and is a predicted model, not a curated record.
AGCACCGUACCGUACUGUACCGCACCGUACCGCACCGCGCCCGACGGGGCGGACCGCGCCGUGCCGUGCCGUGCCGUGCCUCGCAGUGCCGUGCCGGCGGCAGCGCGGAGUAGCGGUGCGCGACAUGCGGCGGCGGCACUGCCGGGCUGUCUGAGGAUGCGUCACCCCAUAACCCAGCCAUCAUCUCAGGGGUGCCGGGAACCCUCCUCAGCAUCCCUGUGCCACCCUGCAAGGCUCCAGACCUGACACCUCUGUGCCCUCCUCCAGCAGGAUGGCCCAGGCAGGGGGACCCGUCCGCUUUCACCCUGAGGAAUGCUGUGCUGCCUCACCACCGCUGUUCACUCGUGGGGUGGACCGGAGACCCUGGUUAGCGGGGGGGAGCCCCGAGGCUGGGAGGCACAGCCCUCCACGCUGUCUCACCCCCAACCUCAACGCUGGCCGCCUCCACCUCCUGCGCAAGGGCCUGGCCCCGGACGUCCGCCGCUGCCCCCUCGGCCUCUACAACAGCACCGGCUCCUUGGCCCGCAAGCCGGUGGAGGGGGCUCCCUUUGGCAAUGGGAGCUGCCUGGGCGCAGGGCGCAUGACAGCCCCCUGCACCCCGCAGCGGGGCCAGCCCAGCCCGGCGCUCUCUUCCCCGGGCAGCCGCAGCCCGCUGGUGGCAGCGGCCUCAGAGGGACACAGCUCCGUUGUUACGUUUCGCUUCAUUGAGAAGGCCAGCGUGCGGACCCUGGCGCUCUCCCAGCCCCGCUGGGACAACAGUCCCCACAGCCUCAGCCGCAGCCUGGAGCUCAGCAGGAACAUGGGGUCCCCCCAGACCCAGCCCCUACCCCAGGAGCGGCUCCUGUGCACGCUGAAGCUGGAGGCCUCCGCAUCUGACCCGCUCCUGGCUGGGGGCAGGACCCCGACGGGGACACAGCCCUGUGGGAAGGAGCCCUGCGCCCUCGACACCAACUGCCUCUGCCGCUCCCUCACCAACGGGCUGCCGGAGGACUUCCCCGGCUUCACCAGGAGCCCCCUGAAGCCAGACCCCCAACUGCAGGGCAAUGCCUGGCCUUACCCUCGGCAGAGUUCGGCCCAUGCCCAGCGCAUUGCCAGGGCCAAGUGGGAAUUCUUCUAUGGCUCCUCAGAUGCCCCGAAGACAGGCUCCUCUGCCCCUGACUCUGCUCCCCUGGCUGAGCCCCUCCAGAAGCCCUUCUGCUCGCUGCCUGCAGAGCCACCAGGGCCGGUGCCUGAGCACAGCCUGAGCCAUGUGGAGGUGGAGAUAGAGGUGUCUCCUACAGGCGGCCAGAACACCAGCUCCUGCGAGACUGGGAUUAUAAGGAGGACAGUGAAGUACUCUGAGACAGACCUGGAUACCGUGCCACUGAGGUGCUAUCGCGAAACCAACAUUGACGAUAUCCUGGCUGAGAAGGAGGAGGUGGAUUCAGCGAUUGAGAGCCAGAAGGACAGUGAGAGCAACCCAAGCUUCGGGGACACACCGGGCAGGAGAAACAGCACACCAGAGGAGCUCCCUGCCCCAGAUGCUGGCUGCCGAAAGGAUGAACUGCGGGACAGGGAUGUGGAUGAAGAUGAUGAAGUGUUUGAGGCAAUGAAGAAGGAGAAUAGGGAAAGGAUCAUGGACCGAGACACACAGGGUAUGCUCAAGUCUCCAGUGCCCUUCCUAGGGCACAGCCUCUCUAAGGAUGGUAUGGACUCUUUCAGCAAGCAUUUUGAGAGCAUCAUGGAGUCCCAUCGAGCCAAAGGCACAUCUUACACCAGCCUGGACUCCAUUGACAUCCUCUCCUCCCCAGCCCACACCCACGGGACCUUUUUCACCUUUGACCUCCCAACCCUCACUCCAGAAAUACAGGGACAGAUCCGAGACAGCGCCAAGCUGAUCGAGGAGAACUUUGCUCCUCUGGCUCACUUGGAGCCGGACUCUGGGACCAGUUCAGCCACAGAUGCGCCCUGGACAGAGAGGGAGGAGGAGCAGGGAAAACGAAGAAAGUGUGCUCGGCACAGCCCUUGCCGCUCAGACGACAGCUUUGGUAUUCCCUUGGCCUCCAACAUGAGUGACCAGCCAAUGAGCCAGCUGGUUUUGGACUCAGACUCAGAGAUGGACAGCGUGGAGCAGCUGGCCCUGGGCAGCACAGACACCCUCUCCAACGGGCACAAGGCUGAUCUGGAGGCCGCCAAGCGCCUGGCCAAGAGGCUCUACAACCUGGAUGGCUUUAAAAAAGCGGAUGUGGCCCGUCACUUGGGGAAGAAGUACGUCAACGAGUUCAGCAGGAUGGUGGCAGGGGAAUAUCUGAAGUUCUUUGUGUUCACAGGGAUGAGCCUGGACCAGGCCCUCAGGUCCUUUCUAAAGGAGCUGGCCUUGAUGGGAGAGACACAAGAGCGAGAGCGAGUGCUGGCUCAUUUUUCCCAGCGCUAUUACGAGUGCAACCCCAAUGCCAUCUCUUCAGAGGAUGGAGCCCACACCCUCACCUGCGCCCUGAUGCUGCUAAACACAGAUCUGCAUGGACACAACAUUGGAAAGAGAAUGUCCUGCUCCGACUUCAUUGGGAACUUGGAGGGACUCAAUGGAGGUACUGACUUCCCCAAGGAGCUGCUCAAGACACUGUACGGCUCCAUCAAGAAUGAGAAGCUGCAGUGGGCCAUAGAUGAAGAGGAGCUGAGAAAGUCCCUCUCGGAGCUGGCAGACCCCAACCCUAAGUCCAUCAAGCGCAUCAGCAGCUGCAGUAACCCCUUUCUGGACUUCUCCCAAGACUCCAGCAUCGCCACCUACAAGCAUGGACUGUUAGUGCGCAAGAUCCACGCUGAUCCGGACUGCAAGAAAACACCCCGAGGGAAGCGCGGCUGGAAGCCCUUCCACGCCAUCCUGAAGGGGAUGAUUCUCUACCUGCAGAAGGAGGAGUAUAAGCCAGGAAAGGCGCUGGCGGAAGAGGAGCUGAAGAACGCUAUUAGCAUCCAUCAUUCACUUGCCACGCGGGCAUCUGACUACAGCAAGCGACCCAAUGUCUUCUACCUCAGGACAGCUGACUGGAGAGUCUUCCUCUUCCAGGCACAGAACCCUGAACAGAUGCACUCAUGGAUCACACGCAUCAAUGUGGUGGCAGCCAUGUUCUCUGCACCUCCCUUUCCCGCAGCCAUUGGCUCCCAGAAGAAAUUCAGCCGCCCACUGCUGCCCAGCUCCUGCACCAGGCUGUCUCAGGAGGAGCAGGUGAAGAGCCAUGAGACCAAGUUCAAGACGAUGUCAGCAGAGCUGCUGGAGCAUCGCUCCUCACUGCCUGAGAAGAAGGUGAAGGGCAAGGAGUAUGAGGAGCUGAAGCAGAAGGAAGAGUAUCUGGAGUUUGAGAAAUCCCGCUAUGGCACCUAUGCCAUGCUGCUGCGAGCCAAGCUGAAGGCUGGCUCUGAGGACCUGGCAGCAUUCGAGUCCACCCUCUUUGACACAGCUGAUGGGGACGAUGAUGGCCUGAAAAAAUCUCGCUCCAGCCCCUCGCUCAAUGCAGAGUCCUCUGGCACGGCCACCAAGGUGAAGCGCAACGUCUCAGAGCGCACCAGCCGCCAGCCCCCUGGCCACCCCCAGAAGUUGUAAGUGAGGGGCAUCAGCCACCCGCGCUGCAGCUCGGUUCCUCCCCCACCCCGCGCCAGGGUGGAGGCCACGUACCUGCCGAGACCCUGCAUGAGUCCGUCUGUCUGCAGCACAAGCCAGGGGGUGACAGCCCUUCCCUGGCUGCCAGGACCAGCCAGGCAUAGCUGCAGCCCCUCCACCAGAGACAGUGGCAGAGCAGGACAGUCCCUGGUCCUUGCCUGCAGGAGUUGCCUGCAUCGUCAACCCCAUCAGACUUGUUCCUGCCCCUCCUUGUCCUGUGCUUGGCUGCAGGACCCAGUCCCCCCUGCCCUGGGGAGGGAGAACCACCAAACCCCACGCACUGGUCUCCAUUCUUCAGUGGUUAAAAAAAAAAAAGACAAAAAUGCAGCAAAACAAAGCCAGCGACCGCUUCUCCUUCAGCUCCGUUGUGCCAUAGGGGGCAGACAGGAGGGGGCCAGCCCUGGCCUGUCACCUCUCCUGGGGCUGGUGGCCAGAGGAGCCAGGGUGAUGGCACCUGGCCACCUCCUUGCCACCUCUGCACCCUCCCCGCUUUCUUACAACUUUUGAACGGUUUUUGUGAUACAGUUUUGCACUUUUUAGUACCAGAUUGAGCUGACCACGAGGGAGUUUUUCUGGGGGCUACUUUUGAUGCUUUUUGGGAACUGUUUUAAAAAAACAAAACCACAAACCCAGCCAUGUCCUGUAGGCACUGCAUUCUGGGGUGGGGAAGAGAUUUUUACAUGGACUUGGGGGGACAACUGCCUGCCCCCUGCAGCAAGUUGAGCAUGGGCUCCUGCGUGUGCUGCUGCCUGCAUCCCAGCCCCGCUUCGGCACCAGCAACCCUUCAAAGAGAGACAGCACCCAGGUGGUGGCCUUGGGAUAGCAGCACCCAUUGCUCCGUUCAUGGCUGAUUUGUGACCUGCCCCGCAGCAGCCUCAGCCAGCCCUGUUUAUGCUGCCUGGGUGUGAGCAUCGUACCCAAGGUGUGUUGGGCAGCAGUGUGUAAGUACUCCUGCGUGAGGGUGAGAGGUGAACCCCAAAACCAGGGUUGCCUGGGGUCUCUUUGCUGCCCUAUCAGACUGCCACAGCCUAGAGCUGGCUUUCCUUCCCAUGCUGCUUCUCCAAAGCAUGGCCAGGGCCUUGGAGGCAAAGCCCUGUCCGCAGCACUGUGAGGUCCUCAUGUUGCAUCAGUGGUGGUCUGGCACCUUCCUUGGCCGCAGGCUCCCUCCUCUCCAAGAUGAGGGGCAGGCUGGGGCAGCCCCACCACCCCAGCAGGGGCUGGAGGAUGCUUGUCCAGUGGUGGAACAUGGCCACAGAGUGCCCAGGGAGGAGUCUGGGGACAGCAGAAGGGCUGCAGGUGUAGGCUGUCAACAGGCUCUGUUCUCAGCUGCCUGGGACCUGGCUGGUUUCAGCACUGACUUUGCGAAUGUGUCAAAAUUUUUAUUCUGCUCUUUUGAGUCUAUUGAAAAAGAAAAAAAAAAAAAAAAAAAGGAGAAAUAAAAUAACACAGGAAAAAAAAAAUCCUCCCUGGCCCCAGGUGGCUUGGGGGGAGAAAAACCUUUGUACAGCUUCUUCUCUCAGUACUGAAGUAAAACUUGCUCUUCA